This is a messenger RNA of Trichoderma asperellum CBS 433.97, 1002 nucleotides long. NCBI's taxonomy places the organism in Eukaryota, Fungi, Ascomycota, Sordariomycetes, Hypocreales, Hypocreaceae. The record is from RefSeq and is a predicted model, not a curated record.
AUGUCACAUCAGUGGACAGGCUGGACACGAAACCUUCUGCUAAUCACACCGCGCUGGGCCUUUGCGCCACGCCCUAACUGUUCCCUCAAUGUUCCCAGGCUGACAAGGCUUGCUUCCUCUGGAACUCAAUGGAAACAACGCCAAGGUCGCGACCAUUAUGUCCAUCACGCCAAAGUCCAAGGACUUAGAAGCAGGGCAGCCUUUAAAUUAUUGGAGGCAAGAUUCGCUCAUCACGCAAAAUACAAGCUCUUCAAAAAGAAUCAAACUGUAGUUGAUCUGGGAUAUGCGCCAGGCAGCUGGUCUCAAGUCGCCGUUGAGCGCACUAGACCUCAUGGUCAAGUUAUCGGUAUUGACCUCAUACCCGCUCAGCCUCCCAAGGGCGUCGCUACAUUCCAAGGAGAUUUCCUGUCUCCCGUGGUCCAACAGCUUGUGAAAGAGUUUAUUGCCCAAACGCACUAUGAUCGACUGUCUAGAGCAGCAAGAGCUGAUCAUAAUGACGAGAAUAAGCUGGAUUCAAACAAUACACUCAUCGAACAGCCAAGCUACAUUGACUUGGAGAGACACUCAACAGAGGCCUCAAAGCCGCCUUCCGGUAGCAUCUCGACAAAGUCGACGCAAAAAAAUCUUGUGGAUAUCGUGUUAAGUGAUAUGUCAGCACCAUGGGAACAAACCUCCGGAUUUAGUUCAAAGACUUUAAGUAACCCUUAUGACAGGCUCAUGAAUACAAGCGGCAUUGCGUCUCGAGAUCAUGCCGGCAGCAUGGACCUUUGCGAAGCUGCACUGCAGUUCGCCAGCGAUACACUUAAACCUGGCGGCCAUCUUGUAUGCAAAUUCUACAUGGGAGCAAGGGAUAAAGAACUGGAGAAACAACUCAGGCUGCUUUUCGCAGAGGUGCACAGAGAGAAGCCAGAUUCUUCAAGAUCAGAAAGCAGAGAGGCAUUCUUCGUCGCACUACGCAGAAAAUCUACAGCAGCUAUUAGCAUAGAAGGCGAUCACAAUUAG